Messenger RNA from Fusarium musae, 1071 nucleotides. RefSeq lists its product as uncharacterized. The record is from RefSeq and is a predicted model, not a curated record. Lineage: Eukaryota; Fungi; Ascomycota; Sordariomycetes; Hypocreales; Nectriaceae. Gene Ontology annotation, molecular function: nucleic acid binding. The transcript has 3 exons. Bases 1 to 1071 code for a protein of 356 amino acids.
AUGGGACUCCUCGCAGAAAACAAGACUCGACGGAAGAUCAACAAGGAUCCAAACAACACAAAAUGGACCAAAGAUACGAAUACCUUCGGCCAGAAGAUUCUGCGAGCUCAAGGCUGGCAACCAGGCCAGUUUCUUGGAGCACAAGAUGCGCCGCACUCGGAAUUGCACACGGCCGCCAACGCCUCAUACAUUCGCGUGGUUCUUAAGGAUGACAUGAAGGGAUUGGGCUUCAGCAAGUCGAAGGAGGAUGAAGUUACUGGUCUAGAUGUCUUUCAAGAUCUGCUCAGUCGACUCAACGGAAAGACGGAUGAAGCUAUCGAGGAGGAUCAGCAAGCGCGACUCGCUGUAAAGACGCACCACUUUGUUGAGCAACGAUACGGAGCCAUGAAGUUCGUCUACGGUGGCCUACUGGUGGGCGAUGAGAUGAAGGAAGUGGAAGAGAAGAAGGCCGACCAGCAAGCAGAGUCAAACUCCGACGACGACGUUGUCAUGGAACCUGCCCCUGCACUAAAAGAAUCCAAAAAGGAGAAGAAGUCUAAGAAGAGAAAGGCAACCGACGACAAUGACGCGGGGGAAACCUCAAGUCGAGAAACCGAUUCAAAGAGCAAGAAAAGACGCAAGGAAGAGCAAAAAGGAAUGGAGACCGAUAGUGACGACGCCAGGGCCAAGAAGAAGAAAGAAAAAAAGUACAAAAAAGAGAAGUCCCGCAAAAAGCCCGCAGAGGACAUCUCAGACGACGAGAACGUCGAAGAGCGUUCAAAGAAGCGAAAGUCUAAGUCCAAGGACAAGAGCUCAGACGAAGAAAAGGUGAAGGAGAAGAAGUCUAAAAAAGAUAAGAAGGAUAAGAAGAUGCGCAAGAAAGAAGAGCAAGCAUCCGAAUCAACCAGCACAUCAGUCACACAGAACUCUACACCCACGGCUUCGGUACCUGGAACAGGAGCCACGACACCAUCUGGCACAUCGACCCCUAGAGGAAGUAGGAAUUUUGUGCGGUCACGAUUUAUUGCGCAAAAGAGACAGGCUGUGCUUGACACCAAGGCACUGAACCAGAUUUUCAUGGUCAAAGCAUAG